This is a messenger RNA of Camelina sativa (false flax), 939 nucleotides long. The record is from RefSeq and is a predicted model, not a curated record. Lineage: Eukaryota; Viridiplantae; Streptophyta; Magnoliopsida; Brassicales; Brassicaceae.
AUGGCGGAAGAACGAGGAUUAGGUUGGCAAAACCUUGAAAGGCAGAUUCGUAACAAGCCGGUAAAUUGUAUGAACAUGUUAAGGAUGCAUCCGGAAGCAUUCAAGAACCUGUGCACAACGCUGGAGCAACGUUACAACUUACGGAGUACCGAUAAUAUCAGUAUUGAUGAGAUGGUGGCAAUAUUUUUGGUUACAUGCGGUCAAAAUGCAUCUCAACGCUUUGUUGGAAUGACUUUUGGUCGUUCCCAAGAGACUGCUUAUCGAAAGUUCCAUGAGGUACUGGACGCUGUAGAGAGACUUGCAUGUGAGUAUUUAAAAACUCCAACAACAACAUCACUCCAGCACUAUCCUCGUAAGUUACAAGAAGAUUCAAGAUAUUGGCCUUUCUUUAGUGGAUUUGUUGGAGCACUUGAUGGAACGCAUGUCAAAGUAAUGGUUGGAGGUAGUGAUGCAGUUGGGUAUUUUGAUAGAAAUGGACAGAAAAGUCUAAACAUAAUGGCCAUAUGCGAUUUAAACAUGAUCUUCAAGUAUGCAUGGCUAGGCGCAGCUGGAUCCACACAUGAUUCAUUGGUGUUGCAGUAUGCAAUAGAUGGAGAUCCUUUAUUCCCGAGACCUCCUAUAGGUAAGUAUUAUCUCGUCGAUUCUGGAUAUGCGAACAAGUGGGGAUUUCUAGCUCCAUAUAGAGGAAGCAGCAGAGAAAACAUCAGAUAUCAUCUUUCAGAAUUUGAUGCAGGUGCUCCGAGGAACAAAAAAGAAUUAUAUAAUAGGUGGCUUCAUAGAAUUCCAUAUGCUGAUUUUGAAAACGAAAAUGUCACUGCUCGAGAUAGUCGUGGACGGCGAUUUGCAGAAGACGAGCUUAAUCGACUUGAGGAAGAAGAGGGAACAAAUGAUGGCCAAUAUAUGAAUAACGUACGAGAUGAGAUAGCAAAUAUGCUAUAG